AGCAGCCUUUAAGUAUAACCUUGUAAAUUGUGGUGCUUUUUGCAGUUUAGGUAACAUGAGUAACUUGCAGUCAAGGGGCCAACAUGAGCCUUACAUGGCAUUGAUGCUGAUAAAGAGCUGCGCAACAGUUGCUGACACUUCUCCCUGUGUUUUUAGCCAAGGGGUGGUUUCUGUCAAUUGUGUAAUAGUGUCAGAGUUGAGGACAGUAACAGCUACAAGUUGUGGUUGAGACCUGGGAAGGGUAUCUUUAUGAAUUUUGAACUGUAUGUUGAUGUAGGGUGGUGGUUAAAUGUCAUUGUCUGGAAUUUUCUUGGGUAACAGUACUGUGACAUGCUUGUAUAUUGUUGAGACUGGCCACAUCCUGCUUAACUAAUGAAUGAUUUUAGUGCUUACUCCUUUUUGACACCACCCUUUCCCUCCAGUUAGCUAAUGAAGUCUGGAGAAGUCAUGUUCAUUUAUACAGGGAACCCUGGGAAUCUUGUGGAGUUAACUGAGCAAUUUCACUAUAUUUUGGAGGAAAGGUUUUGUGAGUUGACUGCUGUUGGGUGCUGGUUGGUGGAAACUACACAGAGGUGGUGUUGCUCACUUGUGGUGUUUAUGGUGUUUUAUCUGUUCUUAAGCAUAAACUAAUAUAUGGCUAAUCUUUUUUUUUUUUCCCUGUUUUAAGCCUGUUUGUGUUGUUUUGAAAGCUCUAAUCACAGUGACUCAAAGAUGCCACAUUGAAUGGAGGAGGAGCUCAUGCUUGCCUUGAGAGCUGAAUGUCCUGCCUCUUAGCAGGUAAAGCCAAACUGGAUGAGAGCGGGCCAUUUCUGUUGAAUUUGUUGUCGCAAGGAUUAGCGCUUGUAGCUGAUGAAGGUACUUACCCCAACAUGUGCAGCUCUAGGUCCUGAGGACAUACUUCAUCUACAGAGGAUUUAGUGGUUGUCCUGGAUCAGAGGGAAGGAUGCUCUGGUUGGCUGUUGUGUCUGUAGCAGUGGGCGCUUUGGCUUGGAAUGUGAGGAGAUUGGGAAACGCAGGGUGAUGUUUCUCAUGGAAUAUUCCUUGUGUUGUCAGCCCUCCAUUAAGGUUGGAGGUUAUGGCUACAUCCUGGACUUGGAUAUCCCUUAAUGGACCUGACUAAAAACAUCCAUCCCCAUCUGCUUUUCUUCUCUCUUAUUAUUGACUGCUGUUUUAGCUGACAUAGAGGAUAAGUCAGUAGGUCAGGUAAUUUUGGUCCUGCUCACGUUAUAACCAGCAGAUAAGAUUGUGCCAUGGUUUAAACGUGAGCAAUGAGGUGAUGGAUGUUGUUAGCCCUGCAGAAUUUGAAUUGUUUAAAGGAAAAUCUUCCCUGUUUGCCUUGACAAAUUCAAUUUUGUUGCAUCUUUUUCUGGUACUUUGAGUAGAGCAAUGGUGGGUAUUAGCCUCAGUGGAGAACAGGUCAGUGCCUUGUAAGUUGUCCUUGUGUGGACUGUAUUUGAUUGUUUUAAGGUAGCUGACUCUUGGCUGUAGAAAGAGCAUAUUUGAUCUUAGCAACAGUCUGCAGUCAGACAGAAAAAAUUCUGACAAAAUGUCUUUAUCCCUGAGACAUUUCAAGUCCCAGAAAAAGUAUCUUUUUCAAAUGGAAUUAUCACAGAGAACAUGCUUUUAUACAUGCAAUCCAGGUUGAUUUGUUUACACUGCUGUGUGGUGUAACAGAAUGUGAAGUGCGUGGCAAGUCAGGCUUAUGGGAGAAACUGACAGUGAAACUGAUUUUGGUGGAAAAUAAUAUUUUGUUUGUGUAACAGGUUCCUGUGUUGAAGAGAAUUGUAGUUUGAUUUGUUGUCUCCCAGGACAUCACAUUGGAGUUGGACAAGGAUUAGCAGCCCUUACUGGUUCAAGAGCAAAUCAGCAAGGGGAUCACAUGGAAAAUAAUGCUCCCAGUGAUAAGAUAAAGACGUCCUCAGAUCAGAAAUAGUUGAGCGGAUGCACCAAUGUAAGAAGACAGGCAUUUCAGUGGCACACGCGGUAAAGUCAGCAGGUCAGGCCUCCAGUUUCCCAUUCUGCCAAUAUUUUGCCUUACUAGCAAGGACACUUUGUAUAUUGCGCUGACAUAAUUGAAAGCGAGGUCAAAAUAAAGUAAGAACUGUAAUGCACAUGCUGAAAAUGAAGUAAUUUCAGAUAAUGUCUUAACGUUUUGCUUUUUUUUUUUUAAGAUUUCAGUUUUACUGUCUUCUACUCUGUUCAUCCCAAAUGGUAGUAGACAUGGUCAAGGUGAUUACAGAACACACAGUAUGAAAUGUAUGAAGAUUUACCACGGUUCAUGUGACCGAUUGUGAAGUUCAUUGUUAAUUAAAAAAAAAAAUAAAAGAGAGUCUGAAAUCACAGCUGAGCCCCAUCUCUGUGGACCAAGCAGAAAAUAAAACCUUGACAAAAGCCCAUGAGAAAUUCUUUAAAUCCCUUCCCCUUUUAUCUUUGCUGCUUUGCCUGGAAACUAAUUCAUGCUUAUUGGAGUUGAAAUUCUGCUGGUCUGUCAGCCAGUCAGCGCCUGAAAGGAGCAGUGAUAUUUCAGAACUCCCUGUGUUUGUUUUUUCUAAAAAAGAUGAAUGGUUUUAUCUGUUUGAAACUUUGCUCUGUGCCACAAACAUGCCUCUUUGUACUGUUAGAUUACCUUUAUUGGGGAUGGAAGGUAAAUGGUUUUUGGUGGUUGUUUAACUACUCCAGGUAUGGACCGAUCUUCAGACAACAGAAGAUAUUCAGUUGUGUGACCAGGCAUUGGAAGCAAUGGAAAGAUUUGAGUUUACCUGCUGGAGCUGGAGCACAUGAAUCAUAUAUAGAAAUGACGGCUGUGGGCAUGGGCAAGAUUUGCACGUGGGCUGGGCAGUGGAGCACUUAAGCCCACAGUGCUGAGAGGAUUACAGCCGCAAGGACCGCAACCAACAUGAGAUCUGCAUUCCUGAUGUUGUUCCUCUGGGUUGUAGCCUACGCCCACCCUGUGCCUAGCCAGGAUCCGACCCGUCUCCGACGUGGCGCCCAGCAGGAGGACAUAGCAAAUGAAGGUGACAUCAAUGAGCUGGGUGGUGGAGAUGGCAGACACCCUCCUGCCCAUGUGGAGAGGGGAGACAAUGCCCUUGCAGGAGAUCUGGCAGGUGGGAACGCUGUAGGCAAGGAGCUCAGCAGCCGAGAUGAGGGAGACAGAGCUCGGGAGGUCCAGCACCUGAAUCAGGUGGACCAUGAGGACACGAAUGCCGGACGGGAGAACAGCCUUGGUUUUCUGGAGGAGGAUGCACGUGAUGCUGCAGAUGGUGAUGAUGGAGAGCACCCCGGCACUGGACGUGAUGGGCUUCCCCCCCAUGCUGGUGGGCUCCUGGAUGAGGAGGAUGACAGUGGGGAUGACACCUUUGAUGCAAACAGGGAGGAGGAGGAGGGUGGCGAAGGUCCUACUUACGUGGCCGGUGUCGAUGGAGCAGGUGAGGACGGCCAUGACUUUGGCCGUGGGGACGCCGGGGCUGGCAGAGGGCAUGGUGACAGCAGCAGCAGUAGCAGCAGCGAGAGCAUCAGCGCAGAUCACCGCCAGUACAGGAACUACCGCGGCAGCUGGUACGAGCGGACCUACAGGCAGGGAGGGGGCAGCAGCAGCAGCCAGGAGGAGGAGAGCUAUGACUUUGAGGAUGAAGCCAUGCAGGGUGACGACCCCUCUGUUUUCGAUGGCCCUGGCAGCAGCUACAAGGGACAUCGUGCUGGUCCCCGUGCCCUGGGGAGCAGCCGGGAGAGCAUCCGGAGGGCUGGCUCUUACCGCUGGGAAGAGGGCAAUAGCAGGUCCCCAGAGGUGGAGGAUACUCAAUCAGAAGAAGACAGCCCAUCUGUGGAGGACAAGAGUCAGUCGGAAGAGCCCACCAGCAGCCAGUCAGAGGAAAACAGCCCCAGCCAGUCUGAGGAGGAGGAAGGGGACAGGGAGGACAGCCACUCCAGAGAGGGUGAGGGCAGCAAGUCCAGGGAUGAAGAGCUGGGAGACUCCCCAGAGGACAUCUCCCAGGAGGUGGUGAGCACAUCAAGUGAGCACAGAGACAGUCAGUCCCAGGAAGGGCAGGAGGACCAGGAGUCUGCUGAGGACAGGAGCGUGCCGUCCGUACCCGACAGCAAGUCUGAGGAAGAACAGGGCGACCAGAGCGAGUCUGGGGAAGAUGAUGGUGACCAGAGCCAGUCUCCAGAGGACACCAGAGAGGAGUCACAGGAGGACAGGAAUGACUCCAACCCCGAUGGGGAUGUGCCAAGCACAUCAGCUGAGAGCCAGAGCGCAUCGCCAGAGGACGACGGCAGCCAAGAGGAUGAUGCGGGUGAGGACAGCAGGUCCACAGAGAGCAACAACAGUGAGUCCCAGGAGGAUGAUCAUGAUGACGAUGAAGAGAGCCACUCCCAAGAGGAUGCCACCCGUGAGUCCAGCAGCCGUGGGGAUGACAGCUCACUGCAGAGCCUGGAGAGCGGGAGCCGCAAGCGGCGGCCGGGCGCUCUCCGCAACAAACCUGCUGCUGACUAUGAUGACAAUGACUGCCAGGAUGGGUACUGAUGUGCACCUCAGAGUGUUGUCAGUGCUGGGGGGCACUGGGAUGGGGGGGGUGUGAGGAGGGCUUUAAUUUAUUUGCUAUAUGGCCUGGUUGACUUCUUUCUGAGAAGAUGCUGUGGACAAAAUGGAGGUGGUUUCACCAGGCCUCCACCUGGGCACCCGGCACGGGGCGUGAAGCAGGAGGUGAUGCUGGACGUGGGGAAAAGGCCAAACCACAGUGAGAAAAGCUGUUUCUGAUACCAAACCAGAGAGCAGCUGAGAGUUGUGAGUGCCAAUGGGGUGAUGAUGCCCACUUGCUGUGAGGGCAUAGUGGUGGCUCACUGCUCCAGGAGCUGUGCCUGGGUGUGCCCAGCAGAAGGGUCCCUGCGCUCACUCUUCAUAUUUACCUACCACUGCGCUAAAAGCAUCUGCCCAGACUCCACCGGGAGCUUUCCCUUGGCUCCAUGUCCUGUACAUAAGGAGGAAAAACUAUAGCUGGUGUGUGCGCGUGUGGUGCAUGGGCUCAGCAGCGUGUGAAGUACCACUUUGGGAUGGAAUGUAUGUAAUAUUUUUGUAAGAAAUGUACAGAAAACAUUAUAUUGUAUUAUUUUUUUUUUGCAUUGAUGGCACUCAUAUUUCAAAGCUGAAAUGUACCCUGGUGAUUUCCUUGCUUACCAUUAAAAACAUCAGACUCCA
Messenger RNA from Columba livia (rock pigeon), 5194 nucleotides. RefSeq names its product dentin matrix acidic phosphoprotein 1-like. The record is from RefSeq and is a predicted model, not a curated record. Gene Ontology annotation, biological process: extracellular matrix organization; ossification. Gene Ontology annotation, molecular function: extracellular matrix binding. The transcript is spliced from 8 exons. Lineage: Eukaryota; Metazoa; Chordata; Aves; Columbiformes; Columbidae. Gene Ontology annotation, cellular component: extracellular matrix. The coding region runs from base 2897 to 4522 and encodes 541 amino acids.